Molecule: messenger RNA, 433 nt
Organism: Bursaphelenchus xylophilus (pine wood nematode)
Lineage: Eukaryota; Metazoa; Nematoda; Chromadorea; Rhabditida; Aphelenchoididae
Source: the annotation of a GenBank genome assembly
AUGAGUGAUGUUCCGCCAGUGGAUUGUCUUGACCUCAGUGACUUCCAGGUAUAUAAAAAUUAAUUCUUAGAUUGUCCGUCUUUAGAGGGUGAUCAACAAGUUACGAGACCUCGAGGACAAGGUAUCAUUGAGGUUGAAUUGUGAGCUCCCGACCUAUUCCUUCCCGAAAAAUGCCAAAGAAAUUUGCGAACGAUUUCAGAAGGAAUUGGCGGAGAUCCGACGCCAGAGAUUAAAUGUCAUGUACAAUUGUUUGCGAGAAAAUCAACAGUUUGUUAACCUUAGGAAAGACAAGGAGGAGGGACAGCCAUUGUUGACUACAAUCAUGGGUAAUCUCAGAUUCAUUAGGAACGAGGAAACCGUAGAUGAAAUCAUCAGAGCUCAGACCGAUCAAACUGCCAAUGAGCGAUGCAAGAAGGCCGAACUCAACCCAUAG